UUUUUUUGUCUCAACCUCUUUGAUUGGCUACAAGCUUCUUCCGAGAAUGACGUCACGCUGGCAAAUAUGUUUCGUGUGUUACCAUUGGGCGGCUUCUAUCUCCAUUCUGGAAAUAGAAGUGUCCAUGUGGUUGGGAUCGAGGAUUGGUGGUCUGGGUCGCCAUGACAACCGCAUUCAGCAGUGAUGGGGAGGAGGUGAUUCAAAGGGCCCUGGUCCCUGGAGGCACUGGAGGACGCCCCUCAACUAUGACACUAGAAGAUUUCUAUGAACUGGAGAAAGCCACUGCGUUUGUGGUGGAUAAUGGCUUCACCAAGGUUGCUCUUCAGUUCCCUGAUGAUCUACUAUCAGAUUCAGGUGAUGUCGCCAUCAAGAUGGAAACAGCAAGUGGUGCCAAAAUGUAUAUCCUGGGGGACACAUCAUAUGGCAGCUGUUGCAUUGAUGAGGUGGCAGCAGAACAUGUGGAUGCUGAGGCUGUGGUGCACUACGGUCCUGCUUGUCUGAGCCCCUGCCGUAAGCUGCCGGUGCUACAUGUAUUUGGCCGUGUGCCGUUAGAUGUCACACGUUGUGCUGAAGCCUUCCAGGAACUUCAUCCUGACCACCAAACUCAUGUGGUUGUACUGACUGAAGUGAUGUAUUCUCAUGCUCUUGAUAACUUGGCUUCUGAGCUGCAACCCAUUUAUCCUAAUGUCGUCUUCUCCCAAUUGGACAACAAAGAACCUAAUAAUUCAACCCAGUCAGUUUCUGGGUUGAUGAGGCAGUUUGGCCGACGCUUUGCAAUAGACGAACAACAUGGUCUUGAGAAAUACGGCAUGUUCUAUGUGGGCAGUGAAGGACCAGAGCUCACAAACUUCAUGUUGAGCUGGAACCAGUGCUCCUUCAGUUCCUUUAAUCCUAAAACAGGACAAGGACGAAUGGAAACACUGGAUGUGAACCGAGCCCUGCGACGGCGCCUUUAUCUGGUGGAGCGGGCACGGGAUGCCCAAGUAGUGGGUAUUGUGGUGGGCACCCUUGGCGUGGCUGACUAUUUAUCUGUUCUACAACAUUUGCGUGGCAUCAUUCAAAAGGCAGGCAAACGUGCCUACACUCUGGCUGUGGGGAAACCAAACCCUGCCAAGCUGGCAAACUUUCUAGAAAUAGAAAUUUUUGUUUUAGUAGCCUGCCCUCUGAAUUCCUUGCUUGACUCCAGUGAUUUUUACCGGCCCAUCAUCACACCUUAUGAGAUGGAACUAGCAUGCAAUCCAGAACGGAUCUGGACAGGCAGCUAUGUCACUGACUUUCGCCACCUCCUACCAGGAGCAUGUGCCCACACUCCUUUCCCAGACAAGAUAUCACAGGCUGAAGAUGAACCCAGCAUUUCACUAAUCACUGGAGAGCUGCGCUCAACUAAUCUCAACAUGGUGCCAGACCCAAAACUGAGCUCUGAUACUGCUUUGGCCUGCCGCAACCAUCUGCAGACUUUGGCUCAAAUUAGCCCGGCAGCUUCAUUUCUUAAGUCGCGCAGUUGGCAGGGGCUGGAGCCACAGCUGGGCCAGACAGCAGUCACAAAAGCUGUAGCAGGACGACGGGGGAUCGCUAUUGCUUAUGAAGAUGAGCCCUGUGGAGAAUGAGUCCAGAAUGCAAGACAGUAUGGUACGGAGAAGAAGUUGCCUUCCGCUAGUGAAUCUAAAGAGAGUAGGUGAACACAUCACUCUGCUUGCACUAUCCUGACUACCUCUUACUUGGCAGCAUUUCCCUCCUGCCUGAGCAUAACCUGUAUGGCAAGAGUUCUCAUGGCUGUUAUGACCUUGCCUAGCAUUUCUCUGCACAGAUGAAUCAAACAAUGUCACAGAUUAUUUGCUCUGACAUACGAUGCUUCCAUUUUUCUGAACUGUGCUCUUCUGGUAAGGUUCCCUGCUUGAGGAAGCUAAGUGGAAUCAUUCUCCUUGCUUUGCCAUCAGUUGCACUCACAAAUAAAGUUGUGGUUUGGUUCUGUCAUAACAAUACCAACAGCAGCUUGGUCCUGUUGUGGAAAUAGCUCUUAACUAUUUGUAGCUUGGAUCACAAAAGGGCAGGCUUAAGAAGGAGAACUAAAGUAAAUAUUUGAAAAUAAAAAAUAAGAUUCAGCUAUAUUUGAUAUACAGUUAUUGGAUGUGUCCUUUCCCAAUGUAGCAAGGUCCUGAUUUGGAAGCCACUUAAUUUGAAAUAUUAUAAUAAUAAUAAUAAUAAUAAUAAUAAUAAUAAUAAUAAUAAUAAUAAUAAUAAUGAUAAUAAUGAUAAUAAUACAUCUUUAUUUGUAUUCUGCUUUUCUCCCACAAAGGGACCCAAAUCAGCUUACAACAUAUUAAAACCAAUACAAGUCCAAAACAAUCAGCAUAUAUAACACAUCAAACCAUCUAUAAAAUAAAACAUAAAUAUGCAUCUAAACCCAAAUACAUUAUUGUAGAGUCUUAUCAGAUCGUAUUGCACUUCACUCAGUUCCAUAAAAGUUGGCCUUCCUAUCCCUUCAGACUAUAUUUCAUCCUUGAAGGCUUGCUUAAACAGGAAGGUUUUGAGCUAUUUUUUUUAGAUGACAAGGAAGGGGCUGUCCUUGGAGAGAGAGUUCCAAAGGGUCGGGGCGGCCACUGAGAAGGCCCCCUCUCUCGUCGCCGCCAGCCACAUUUGAGAUGGUGGCAGCAUAAUUUUCUAUCAGAAAUUAUGAAAUCUGUCAAAACUGAUGUCCAUCCAUACAACAAACUGUACAUAGAGGUAAGGCUUCCCUCUUUUUUUCAUCUCCAGCACUUGGAGGAUGUGCUCAACUUGGCCAUGGGGAGGUGCUGUUCCAUUUUUUCACAUCGAGGAGCCUGUUGUCCAUCAUGAUCAAAUUGCGGGCAUGUUUUUCUGGGGCGCCUUUUACCUCCUCGCCAAGGCGGUACCUAUUUAUCUUCUCACGUGGUUGUUUUUGAACUGCUAGGUAAGCAGAAGCUAGGGCUGACAGCGGGAGCUCACCCCAACCUGUGGCUUGAACUGCCAACUUUCUGGUCAGCAAGAUUUUCUGUAGCUGGUGGUUUAACCUGCUGUGCUAUCCGCAGUAACAUACUCUGUUCUCUAUCACAAAAGAAGAUGUUUAGCCAAUUGCUAUCCAAGUGCCUUGCCAAGAAGAUAGCUCUCACUGAACUUUGGACAGAUAUAUUGGACCUUGAACCCCCGCCUCCUUCAUCUGGGAGAUAAAGCUUCAAUUGCAUCCCAGGAUAUCUUCCCUUUAUCCAAAUGAAGUGAACUUUUUCAUCCAAUUUAUUAGCAUUAUCUUCUGCUUUUCAAAGAGAUGUAUAAUUUCACUCCCAAAUCCUGUUGUUGUUUUUGUAUGUUUUAGUGUCAUUUAUUUUCAAAAUAUGGAAUUUCUUUAAUAAAAUAUGAUGGGGGGUUAGGAACUGUUGCUCUUGCAUCUGCCAGCCUUUAAGUGUGGGGAUAAGGGAUUAUGAAUGUGCCUCUGGUUUGCUGGAAGUAGGUUAACGCCACCUUGCAUCAGCAUCAUUAGUUUCCCAGUGUCUAAUAAGGAUCUCUUUCAGUGACUUGUCUCCAGAAUAGCAGUUGGGCAUGCUGGAUCUCAGAAACUCUAUAGGAGUUAGUGCAUUGAUCCUCACGUUAUGGCCAACUAGUUCUAUUUUUGACUUAAAAAGAUUAAAUAUUCUCUGGAGAGGUCCUUCUCUACUUUGGCACCUAUCUUUGGAGGCUAUAGUGUUGCUAUUAUUCUGAUGUGGUUGUUGACUACAGUCAGGGCCUGUUAAGUCCCUCAUGUUUGUUGUUAGUAAUAUGUGCCUUCAAGUCAUUCUCAACCUAUGGCAACACCAACAGGGUUUUCUUAACAAGAUUUGGUCAGAAGAGGUUUGCUACUGCCUUCUGAGACUAACCCAAGAUCUGCCAGUGGGUGUAAUGGCCAAGAUGGUAUUCAAAUUACUCUUCAGAGUCAUGGUCCCACAUUGAAACCAUGGCACCACAUUGGCUGUCUUACUCCUUAAUGUGCGUGGUUUUAAAUCACUUUAACAAUUUUAAGUGGUUAAUCUGUCUUUUUAACUUAUUAAAUUGUAUAAUAUACUUUUAAGUUUUAAAACAGUUCAUUAUUAUUUAUGCUGUUUUAAAUUAAGUUGAUUUUAUGUUAUACCACUAUCUUUAGAUAGUGGGAUUUAUGUAAUACAUCAGCAACAUCUGAAAGGAUAAAGUUUAGAAAAACAACUUGCAUACUUUUUGGCGGCCUUGAUUGGCUAACACUAUGUUUUACCAUAAACACUAUGCUUUACCAUCAGCUAGAGCUGAUGAGAACUCUAGAUCAGCAAUAUGUGAAGGGUCAGUGAUUAGUUAACCCUUCUUUAAACAGAAUAUAUGAAAAGCAAGCCUUGUGGGCUCAAAUACGUUCCUUGCCUAAUGUCCACACUACUUUACACUAAGGUAUGCCAUUGCCUACUGCCUAGGCACACUCCCAAUCGGUAAUUAUGUGUAUCUAGACUAGGUUAAAGGAAGUUGAAGGACAGACCAAAUAGCUCUUAUCAAUGACAUCCACUGUCAGAUGUUAUUUAUACCGCACCUUACACAGUUCAUGGUUGUUUAUUAAUUGCAGUAGGAUACAGUUCCCUGUAUUGGUAGAAAACAGUAAGGGAGUAAGGAAGUCUUUAUAUUAACCAAGCUGGAGAUAAUUUUAGGUGUUCUAUUUUUUAAAAUGUGAACAGAAGACUCUGGAUAGCUUUGUUGACUUCUUUCUGUUCAACCAUAGCAAGUGCCAUGUGUAGAGAAUAUGAACAAUAUGAAACUUUAAGGGGGGCAGAUUUUAAACAUGUUUUAAAAGUAAAAUUGGUUUUUUUGGAGGAAGCUGAUGGUGUUUUGCCUUGAAAAUAUUGAAGUGACAAUGUUGACUGCAAUAUUAUAUAGACAGUAUGAAAUUCCAGUCCUAAAAGAAUUGUACUUGCCAGUGUGUUUCCAGUCUGAAUUCAAAGUGUUUGUGAUAGCAUUUAAAGCCCUGCUUGGGACCUCACUACUUGAGGGGUUCCCCUCUCCAUACAUAUCUUCUCAGGAUUAAGGUUUGUUGUGAGGACUUUUCCUGUGUCCCACCGGUAAAGUCAAUUCAUUCUGUAGGGGACAUGGAAGAGGGUUUUCUCAUCUGUGACACCCCAAUUGUGGAAUGCUUUCCCAGUGCUCACUUCAUUGUUUAAUACAUUUGUAACUUAUUAAAAUAAUUUUACUGUUUUAAACUGA
Molecule: messenger RNA, 5202 nt
Organism: Anolis carolinensis (green anole)
Lineage: Eukaryota; Metazoa; Chordata; Lepidosauria; Squamata; Anolidae
Gene: dph2
Product: diphthamide biosynthesis 2
Exons: 7
Coding region: 162-1607 (481 amino acids)
Biological process (GO): protein histidyl modification to diphthamide
Molecular function (GO): 2-(3-amino-3-carboxypropyl)histidine synthase activity
Source: RefSeq, a predicted model, not a curated record